Molecule: messenger RNA, 5173 nt
Organism: Esox lucius (northern pike)
Lineage: Eukaryota; Metazoa; Chordata; Actinopteri; Esociformes; Esocidae
Gene: usp22
Product: ubiquitin specific peptidase 22
Exons: 13
Coding region: 1179-2702 (507 amino acids)
Biological process (GO): protein deubiquitination
Molecular function (GO): zinc ion binding; cysteine-type deubiquitinase activity
Source: RefSeq, a predicted model, not a curated record
UUGAAUUCAGGUGCACUGUUUUCUACAUCCUCUAGAUGGCUCUAAUGUACUGCGCUGUAUUGUAGAUUGUUUACUUUAGGUGGGAUGUGCAGAGAGCUGACUCUGAAAACACUGAAAUAUCAGGACUGGUUGAAUGUGGCAUGUGGUUAAUUUAAAGCCAGUUAGCAAGUUGGAAAUGUAAUUUCCUAUUUGCUCCUGAUGACCUAGUUGGUCUUUGGUGAUUUAUUCAAAUUGAUUAUAUCCAGUGGUGUUUGACCGGGGGGGGGGGUUCUACUAAGUAUAUAGUGCCCUAACCUGUAGAGGUGCCCCUUGAAUGUUUGAAUCUUGAAAUAACAAGGGGAGGAGCCCUCAGAGACCCCCUAUCUACAGGGCCCAGAAUUUUGUGCUACAUCCCACCCUGAGUUGGUCUCUUUGAUGCAGCCCAUGGUCAGAGAUAUUCAUGAGAGACCUAUUGCCGCUGAUAAUUUCACGUCUGAGUUUUGCAGUGUGUAUGACAAGAUAUGAGGGAUUAACUGUAUAAAUAUAAACAGUAUGUAUUUAUUUUUUUUACCAUGGGCUUAAUACAGUGGCUGCAGUCACAGAUAUAGGGGUUGGUUUGAAGAAUCAAUGACAAGGUGUAUAGACUGUAAAGAUACUUCGUGCGGUGUAAUGUAUUUGCCAAUUGAGCUUUCAAGUAUAUGAGUAGUUUGACGGGCGGAAAUUGCUUGUAAUUAAGCGAGCCAACCAUAAUAUCAGUAUCCGCAUAGGGGCGGGACAUAAUAGAUAACGUUACCCUCACGCCAAUCAAAACUAGGCCACCAUUUCCAUUGGCUGAUUGAAGUGUGAAUGAGGUGUUGCUUGUAGGAAAGCUCGCGGUGUUCUGUUGAAAUUCGACCAUAUAACAACUAGGACUAAAGACAACUAGGAACACCGAUUUACCGAAGUGAGAACAACGAGAAAUACGACCCAAGAGUGGAUUACGUGCAGAAGAAAUGUCAGAAUUCUGAAAUGGGAUUACUCAAGGAUUGCAUUGAUGUGUACUGCCGUUAUCUCAGAUUUAGCAUUAGCUACCUCUCAAGCUAGCCGAAUCGGAACAAUCUGUGGAUAACUGACUGGCUAGCUAACAUAGCUAACUGACGUUCAUUUUAAAUACUUACGGUUCAUCGCUAAAAGUACACGAAACGAAUGUUUUGUCUGUCAUGAGUCCAGCCGGAUGCCCCCAUGUGAACGGUUUCAAAGUGGAUAACUGGAAACAGAAUCUACGGGUCAUCUACCAAUGCUUUGUGUGGAGUGGGUCUGUCGAAUCCAGGAAACGCAAGGCCAAGUCGUGUAUCUGUCACCUGUGCGGCGCCCAUCUGAACCGGCUUCACUCCUGCCUCUACUGUGUCUUCUUUGGCUGCUUUACCAAGAAACACAUCCACGAGCACGCCAAAAAUAAAAGACACAACCUAGCUAUAGAUCUUUUGUACGGGGGGAUUUACUGCUUUGUGUGCCAAGACUACAUAUACGACAAAGACAUGGAACAGAUUGCCAAAGAAGAACAAAGAAAAGCUUGGAAAUUGCAAGGUGUAGGGGAGAAGUAUUCCACGUGGGAGCCCACCAAGCGAGAGCUGGAGCUGCUGCGUCACAAUCCAAAGCGUCGGAGAAUAACGACCAAUUGCACCAUCGGUCUUCGGGGGCUGAUUAACCUGGGCAACACAUGCUUCAUGAACUGCAUCGUCCAGGCCCUCACCCACACCCCUCUCCUCAGAGACUUCUUCCUGUCGGACAGGCACAAGUGUGAGAUGCAGUCCAACUCCUGUCUGGUGUGUGAGAUGUCCCAGCUCUUUCAGGAGUUCUACUCGGGCCACCGUUCGCCCCACAUUCCCUUCCGGCUGCUGCACCUGGUGUGGACUCACGCGCGCCACCUAGCGGGCUACGAGCAGCAGGACGCCCACGAGUUCCUCAUCGCUGCGCUGGACGUACUGCACCGCCACUGCAAAGGAGAUGAUAACGGGAAGAAGGCCAACAACCCUAAUAAUUGCAGCUGCAUCAUUGACCAGAUCUUCACUGGGGGUCUGCAGUCUGAUGUCACCUGUCAAGUCUGCCACGGAGUGUCCACGACCAUAGACCCGUUCUGGGACAUCAGUCUGGAUCUGCCCGGGUCCUCCACGCCCUUCUGGCCGCUCAGCCCCGGGGGUGACGGCAGCACACUCAACGGAGAGAGCCACCUCUCAGGGGCCACCACGCUCACGGACUGCCUGCGCAGGUUUACCCGACCAGAGCACUUAGGGAGCAGCGCCAAAAUCAAGUGUAGCGGUUGCCAUAGUUACCAGGAGUCCACUAAACAGCUGACCAUGAAGAAGCUGCCCAUUGUGGCGUGUUUCCACCUCAAACGGUUUGAACACUCAGCUAAGCUGCGUAGGAAGAUCACUACGUACGUCUCCUUCCCAUUAGAGCUGGACAUGACUCCCUUCAUGGCCUCCAGUAAAGAGAGCAGGAUGAAUGGACAGUACCAACAGUCUGUAGAUGUUUUCAACAACGACAAUAAGUAUUCCCUGUUUGCGGUGGUGAACCACCAGGGCACCUUGGAGAGUGGCCACUACACCACGUUCAUCCGCCAGCACAAGGACCAGUGGUUCAAAUGUGACGACGCUAUCAUCACCAAGGCCAGCAUCAAGGACGUGCUGGACAGUGAAGGGUACCUCUUGUUCUACCAUAAACAGUUUCUGGAGUACGAAUAGUCGUCUUCCCUCAGCAGUGACGUCAGCAGCCGCUGAAACCCGACAUCAGUGAGGACUGAAGCGGGCAGUGGGGUGUGUGGGGUGGGGCUGGGGUUUGGAAGGGAAAAGUAAACCAUAUCACUCAUCCUUUCUGCCUGCGAGAGACACUCUAAAACCAAUCUGCACUGAAAUAUUAGGGUGUAUUUGAUGGGGUGAAAUAUCGCAGCGUUGAGAACGAGAAGUGGAGUGUGACUGCGGAGGUUCUGUUGGAAGACGACGUGCUUCCUUCCUUCACUCCCACUUGGUCGCUCUCGUUCUUUCUCGCUCCUCCUUCUGUUGUUCCUGACAGGCAGGCAGAUGGAGGGACAAAUCUGUUGUCUUCAUGUUCAGUCGUUUUGGAAUGUUUCUGAAAUCUGUGAUUGCACACCCACACACCCAUCUGUGACCAAGCAUUUAAGAGGAGCAAAGAUGUUUGCUUGUCUUAUUUCUUCAUAUGCAUUAUUUUUGCCCUUAAUGCAAAACAAGCUGUCAGACGGUAUUAAGAAUAUUGCAAAGACGAAAAAAAGACUAUAAUCGUUGUUUGUGACUUUUUAGUUUUGAAAAUACUAUAUGAUGAAUCUAGCACACAUCUAUUUUUUAACUAAGGAAAAUUGCUUAGGAGUUGGAGAGGGGGGGGGGGUCGGGGAGUGUGGUUCUGGGAAAUCUCUCCUUCUCUUUUUAUGAGGGCAGGGAAAUACAUGUCUAUUUUUCUAUGUCAUUCUGAUCCUUGUUUCUGGUUUGUCGUGCUCCCCUCCAAACCAUGUCAUGUCUCCUCAUAAGACUGUUGUGGAGCCUGCUUGACCUUUUUAAUCGUUUUUUGUGAUAAUGGCAUAUUUGUUUUGCUGACGCAUGGGUCCCUUAUCAUUGUUCACUCUGUGCGACACUAUGGGGCUUUCGCCUAAAGGAGUAAUCCUGUAAAAUUAGGACGUUGUGUAAAAUUGUGUCAUAGCUAUAUAGUUCUCAGGCAGGACAUGGGGAGGGGCGUCAACACGCUGUUACAUUUCAUAAUGCCAAACCAGCCAGGAGAUGGUAUGGACGUACUCGUCUAGAACAUACUUAUGUGUAUCGUCAGGACAAAUUGUUCUUUGUUGUGGUGUUCAAACUUCUACUGGGAGCGCAGCUUUGAUCAAACAACUUUUGAAGGAAAGAAAUACAGGAAGUUCAAAUGUAGACAUUCCCAGGCCUUUAUUUAAAUGAACAGCAAGAAACAAAACAAUUAAGCCCUAUUUAAAUAACCAUUCAGCAGACACUCAUAUUCCGGAGUGACUUACAGAAGCAUAAAAUGUAUAUAUUUUUAAUCAGUAUACCCUUUGUUCCUUUGAUUCGGCAGCAUGCUUACUUCUGCUAUGGCACACCGGCCCCUCAUAGAGGGCGCUCUACCUAAUUUGAACUUUCUAGCAGGGUCCUUCCCCUCUUUAAAGGUUUACAUGGCCGCCCUUAUAGCGUGCUUUGAGGGACUCACUCCCAGGCCUACACAGCUUCCACCCGGCAUCCAAACCUCGAGGGGCGGCUAUGGCUGGGAUUUAGGCUGUGGUUUCCCUGGGCAUCACCUCAUACCUUCGCCUGGUCGUCACACUCCCUCGUAUGACAAUGCUCCUGGCUGGGGGAGGUGUGGGAGGAUUGGGGGGGGGGGUUCUUCAACAAUGGACCGGCUUAAAGAGUAAUGAAACCGAACCCAUAGUGUCGUACCGAGGAAGUGACCGAAAGGAAACAUUAUUGGAAUGUCUUUUACCCGAGUUCCCUGAAGGAAGAAAUGUGGUGCCACACCUCUCCAAUGGUGCGCCUACCUAUUGGGAUUAGUGGUCAGUGCGGAAAGUAAAGAGAAUUUCAUAGCAGCUGAAAGGCGUUUAUUCCAGUGGGAUGGGCGUGUUGAGCUUUCCAAGGUGCGACUGUGUUAAGUGGAUGCAGGUGGUUUGAGAACAAACCAUAGAGUGUUCUACCUUAUUCCUUCCCUCAGGGAGUGGGUUUGCAGACAUGACCUUUCCACGUGAAUAUGCUGUUAGGUGUUUGUGUCAGGAAAAGGUGAGCUCUGUUCCUACAUGGUAUGUGACUGUGUCCUGCCAGCGACUGUGGCUUGAUCUGACAGUGUUAACCCCUGGUCACGUGUUGCUGUGUGUUUGCGUGUGCGUGCGUGCGCGCGCGUGUGUUUAUGCACGUGUUGUGCGCGUGCGCAUGUUUGUGUACUGAAUCAGUACUUCCAUUAGCAUGCUGUCUACGAUGGGUACAUAGUUCUGUCAGAUGAGGGGUAUGUUUUUCACAUUAAUUAUGUAAAGAAAUGUAUGUACAGUAUGUAUGUAUGUAUGCUUAAAAAAAAAGAAAACAAGGUAUAAACUGAGUUCCUGUAUCCAUGUCGCUGGAAUCGGCCAAGGGUCAUUGUUAGAGUUCGACUACAUCCCCAACACUUUAUCUGCUGCAAGAACUGGACACAAUGAAAAUAAAAAUCUAUAUCUAUA